This is a messenger RNA of Saccostrea cuccullata (small rock oyster), 3820 nucleotides long. RefSeq lists its product as uncharacterized. Gene Ontology annotation, biological process: signal transduction. Gene Ontology annotation, molecular function: protein binding. NCBI's taxonomy places the organism in Eukaryota, Metazoa, Mollusca, Bivalvia, Ostreida, Ostreidae. The record is from RefSeq and is a predicted model, not a curated record. The coding region runs from base 40 to 3573 and encodes 1177 amino acids. The transcript is spliced from 11 exons.
UUCAAAUUAUUCUAUCUAUUUCCAUGUACACAAAAAGAUAUGGAUGAGCAAAUUGUCCAGGAGGAAGAUACGUUUGAGAUUCUCCGCCAUUACACUGUUUCUAUUGAAACCAGUUUCGGCCAAGGAAAAGAUGCUAUUGAUGAUGGAGAGACAGAUCUUGUCCUUUGGUAUGACACAUUUCUGUCAGAAGAUAGUUCAACUGCGGUCCAAGUUAGAACCGAGGAUGGGACUCUUGUUGGAUAUUUGAAAGAAAAAUUAGCAAAUGUGUUUGCAAAGCUACUGAAAACAGACAGCAUCAGAAUGAACCAUUUAAGGGCGUACACAAAUGGAAAUGACUGUGAUAUAAUCCGUAUUCAUAUAUGCCUUUACGGUUGGAAAAGUGAAAAGACAACUAUCAAGGAAGCAGUCAAAGACCUUGGUUAUAGACACUUAUCAAGAAAAUGCCGUCGGACAUUGACAUUUGAACCAGAUGGCUUGAAUAACGAAACAAAACCUCUUUUGUAUUCCUUGUUGUUGAUGAAGAACUAUACAUCAGCAGAAAAUGGGGAUAUCUGGGAAAAACAUUUACGUCAAGUUCAAAGGAUUUUAUCUUCAAAACUGGGAAGUACUUCUUUGAUAAAAUGGCCGCUGAAUGAAUAUUUGACUGUAAGCAAAGAAGACAUAGUGACUUUUAUAUCAAAAAAAGAACGAGAUCGACUAGUACAAUCAGUUUGUUCUAAGAAAUUCAUCAGCUACUUUUUGAAAAACGCUGAUAUUUGCUGCGUGAAAGAAUAUUGUAGGACUAAAGGGUACACAUCAAAACAAGGGGAAGCAAUUCUUCGAGUGAGUUUAGAGGACAAAGAAUUGUUAAUUCAACGCCUUGGUUUAGAAAUUCUGAUUCAUCCAACCAUAGAAGACUCCUCUAUACAUAAAGAAGUAGCGUUGAAACUGAAUAUUCCUUUAGAAGUCCUUUCUCUGGGUAGAAAUGGAUACCCAGCAUUCCUAAAACUUCUUCAAAUGGAAAAGAGCGAGAUAUGCCAUGCACAAGGACUAAUUUUAGGAUGCAAGGGUGUCGGCAAGACAACAUUGCUAAAAAGACUAAUAACAGAGCAAAGCAUUAGGGACAUUAGGGCGUCGACAAAAUCAACACAAAGUGUGGAAAUUCAUAAAACUGAUGCAACAACUCUUAGAGAUUUAAACUUGAAAACCAAGGAAACUGUCACAGUAGAUGUUUCCAGUCUAAAAGUAACGAACGUAGCAAAAGAUAAUAUAAAGAGAGCAAUGAAGCGAAAAAGUCAACCUAUCAGCCCAAAUUUUGAAAUUAAAAUGCAGAGAAGACAGGAAAAUCCUGAGAGGAAAAGUAACUGCCAAACAUCGGCAAAUAAAACACCCAUUAAAACAAGUACAGAUGUACCUGCACUUAGGGGUACAUUAUCAUCGAGGAAUAAUAGCCAAAAAGCAGAAAAAAAUAAAGAUCCUAAUUUCCUUCAUCUAAUUCCUGCAAUAACACGCAAGGAGGCAGAUUUGUUUCAAACGAUUGACUUUUACGAUUUUGCCGGGCAAUACGAGUACUACGCAACUCACCAUAUAUAUUUACGACGAAGUGCCUUUUAUAUCUUAGUGAUGGAUAUGAGUAGAGAUUUUCAGGAUGUGGUGGAGGACCAAAGGGGAGAUAUGAUGUUUAGGGGCUGGACAAAUGAAAAGUACUUGAAAUUCUGGUUGCAAUACAUAUAUGCUUUCUCCGGGGAUGAAACACCAUCAAUCAUUUUAGUGGCGACUCAUGCUGAAAAUAAAUCAGAAGAGGAUAUCGAGGAAUACUUUAUGAACCUCAGAAGCAAAAUGGGAAAUCUUUUGGAAAAUGUACGUUCGGAGAGAGAAUUUUCAGUGUCAUUUGACGACAAUAGCAAUGUAAACGAAAUAAAGGAUUGCAUAAAGAAAAUAGCAAAAGAACAUUCAAAUUGGAAUCGUUUAGUUCCUAACAUAUGGAGUCUUUUCGAAAGAAAAUUCAUUGAAAUAAGAAAGGAGAAAAAAAUUAUGAAAAUUGAAGAUGUUGAAAAACUGCAGGAUAAUUUUCCCACAAAUACUAGAUUGAAUAGAAAAGGCAUCAUCUUUAUGUUAUCAUUCUUUCACGAAAUUGGAAGAAUAUUGUAUUUUGACACAGAAAAUCUCAGGGACUCUGUUUUCCUGGAUGUAAACUUUCUCAUCGAUGCUUUUAAACGCAUCAUAACCGUCAGAAGCAGCUUCAAUAAAACAAUUACAAGAAAUUUUUUUACACAAUGGAAAUUGUUACAAGAAAAUGGUGAGCUAUCACAUCGUCUCCUUGACGAAAUUUGGAAGCAAAAACAAAGCGUAACAUUUUUAUUACACAAGGUGGAACUACUCUCAUAUAUGAAAGAAUUGUGCUUCAUUACAGAAGUAAAAGUGAAUGAAGAAUCAAAUAGCGAAAGAUCAAUUUUAGUGGUACCAUGCAUGAACACUGUUCCGUUUACACCUGAUUUUUUCAACAGCUAUGAAAAAUCUUCCAUACUUUGUUUUCAACUCCCUGUUUCUUCUCUCCAUGUUUUCCAAAGACUUGUGACACACUGUGCUAAUAAGCUGUGGCCAAUAACAAUAGAGAAGAAGAGGGGGUGUAUAUAUCAGAAUGUUGUCAUCUUUGAGCAUCGUCAUCGAUUCAUAGCCAUUGGAUGUAGCAACAAUACUAUACAGAUUCAAAUCUUUAGGAGGAGUCCAAUCAAUGCGGAAGUAAAUGUCAAUAUCGAAGUCAAAGACGCCAUCAGGUCAAGCCUCAAAGACAUUGCAAAAGUUGUACAUCCCAGUUUAACGAUCAUUUCUGGAUUCAAAUGUAAGACAAGUACUUUUUGUGUCGAAACUAAUGUAUGCUUUAUACGUGACAAAGACAUAGAAUUUUACAGUGGUCACUGCAGAACUUGCUCCCUGGAGGAAAAAGAAAUUAUUGAUGGUGUAAAAUUGCUUUCAGACUGGGAAAAGUUGGAUGACACAGAUGAUGAGGAAAUGGAACCUGUCUUGGAGGAAGACGGUACAAACUUCGUAUUUGAUUUCAUUUCGCCCAAGCUCAAAGAUACAGAUAUGAUAUGUUUAGACCUUCUGGGAGAAAGCCAUUAUGCAGACACUCUCCGGGGGAAUCUCGCUUUACCGGAACAGGUCUUCCAAAUUCUUCUCAAAUGGAGAAGGCGAAGUCCUCGUCUAAACCAUAUCAGUGUCUUACAAGAGCAUCUAAAAAAAAAUGAUAAUGCACACUUUGCAGAAGAAAUUGAAAAUAUAACGAGAGAAAAAUAUGCAUACCAAAGUGUGUAUAGACCUUUAGAACCUAUUACUAAGUCUGAGUGCAAACAGAUUGGUAAGCAAGUAACUAGAGAUCAGAAUAGAUUAUUACGCUUUUUGGGAUUAAAGGAGUCAAUCAGGGAAACAAUAGAACAAUCCUCUAUAAACCCUUGUCAAAUCCUUAUAUGUUCCUUGGAGAGGCUUGUGGAUGAGAGUAUUCUAAACAGAAAAAAGUUGUGUUGCGCGUUGAAUUAUAUUGAAAGGUUGGAUAUUAUAGAAAAACUAAAAGGAAAUUGGGAAAAAAAGCUUUAAAAUCUUAAUCAACGUGCAAAGGCUGGAUACAGGGAUUUCAUAUACCAUAAAACGUUGGUAUUAUAUACUUAGUGCUUUUUGUGAAUCAAAAUAGAAACGCAAGCCUUGUUGUACAUAGUUGCAUGUACAUUGUAAAUGGCAACUGUUUCCCAAGCUACUUUUCUACAUGUUAGUUAGAUUCGUUUAUCAUCAGCCGCAUCAGCAGCCGAUCUCCUUGUGGUUGUGGUUUUGUAAGACUGCACUUCGG